Molecule: messenger RNA, 3586 nt
Organism: Drosophila bipectinata
Lineage: Eukaryota; Metazoa; Arthropoda; Insecta; Diptera; Drosophilidae
Gene: cdc14
Product: cell division cycle protein 14
Biological process (GO): positive regulation of cytokinesis; protein dephosphorylation; microtubule cytoskeleton organization
Cellular component (GO): cytoplasm; kinociliary basal body; nucleolus
Molecular function (GO): protein tyrosine phosphatase activity; protein serine/threonine phosphatase activity; protein tyrosine/serine/threonine phosphatase activity
Source: RefSeq, a predicted model, not a curated record
CUAACAUUCAGUUUAUUUUUAAACUCGGACAAGUGGACAAACCCAAGCUUACCUCGGGCGCUGCGUUUUGCUCGUGAGCGGUUCGCUGUGUUAUUUGAAAAUAAAUAACAGAGAAAAGAAAACAAAUGAGCCGAGAAUCAAAGUGCAAAAGCUCGCGUUGAAAAUGUUGUUAAGUUAAACCAGACAGUUACAGACGUACACUAAAUUCUAUGUGGAAUAUUCGUUUGACAAAAUUUUAAAAAUAUGUUAUGCAGAGUGUGGUGUGGAUUUUGGCUGGUGUUGCUGCCUCCUCGGUUCCCCUGUAUUCCCGAUCCGUGCCACAUCCAUCCGCAACAAUUACGACGAAAGUGUGAAACCCCAAUUUAGACGCCAAAGAGUCGCUGCCGUAGUCUCAGCCAGCCUGCCAAGAUGUUGGACGACGACAACUCGGAUCUGUUGGUCUGCGCCUCAGAGAUGCAGGAAGACCGCCUGUACUUUGUGGCCUUUAAGAAGAACAUCAAGCCACAGAACACCACGAAUACCCAUUACUUCAGCAUAGAUGAGGAGUUCAUCUACGAGAACUUCUACAACGACUUUGGACCUCUGAACAUAUGCAUGCUCUACAGAUACUGCAUGAAGCUGAACACAAAGCUGAAGGCCAAGUGCCAUGCCAACAAGAAAAUCGUCCACUACACUUCCAUGAAUCCGGCAAAGCGACUCAAUGCCGCCUACCUGAUUGGAUCAUAUGCAAUCAUCUACCUGAAUAAGACGCCCCAGGAGGCGUACCGGCCGCUGGUCGCCGGCGAAAUUCCCGCCUACACGCGCUUCUGUGACGCCAGCUACGGUCCCAGCAGCUUCAAGAUCUCCCUGCUGGACUGCCUCAAUGCUGUCCACAAGGGCCUGCAGGCGGGCUUCUUCAAUUUCGACGACUUCGAUGCCGACGAGUACGAGUAUUUCGAGCGAGUGGAGAACGGCGACUUCAACUGGAUCGUCCCCCAAAAGUUUAUCGCGUUUUGUGGCCCCCACCAGAAGAGCAAGACGCUUCCCAAUGGCUAUCCCUGCCAUGCACCCGAGCGCUACUUUACCUACUUCCGGGAUAACAACGUCACGACGGUUAUUCGGUUGAAUGCCAAGGUCUAUCAUGCGUCUUCCUUCGAGAAUGCCGGUUUCGACCACAAGGAUCUGUUCUUCAUUGACGGCAGCACGCCCAGCGAUGCCAUUCUGAAGAAGUUCCUCUCGAUAUGCGAGACCACAAAGGGGGCCAUUGCGGUGCACUGCAAGGCGGGACUGGGACGCACUGGCAGCCUCAUUGGGGCGUACAUCAUGAAGCACUAUGGGUUCACGGCGCUGGAGGCAAUAGCUUGGCUGAGGCUCUGCAGGCCGGGAUCGGUCAUUGGGCAUCAGCAGCAGUGGAUGGAGGACAAACAAAGUUGGCUGUGGUCGGAGGGUGAGCGGAUGCGACGACGAACUACGCUGCCCAUCCUCCAGCAUACCUACGGGAUCAACAGUCUGGAGCUGAAGAGCAAACUGGCGGAGAUAGGGACGGACUCCGCGGAGCAUGUUGAUCUGUUACUGACCCGUGUGAAGGGCAUCUCUCAGCGCGUGGACACCAUGCAUCUUACUGAUCACGAUACCCUCGACGCGUCAAUUGUGGAUCAAACCGAUGAGGAGAUCUCCGAGCAGCAGCAGCUGGAGCGGGAUGAACGCGCCCUGUACCUUCAGUCCGGCACUGAGGAUCCCAAUUCCAAUAUAAGCGAUGAUAACGAUACGGAUACAGUGUCUGCGCCCGCCGAGCAGCCCAUCUCCUCCAGUUAUACCAUUUCGACGCGGCGCCGGAAAUCUCCAUCGGCUGCGAAUCGUUCCACGGUCAUAGCCACGUCUCUGAGGCGUUUGGUCAGCCCUGUAUCGAAUAGGAGCAGCCUGAACUCGGGUCCCGGCUUGUGUCCUGCUGCGGACGCCGCUAGCUGCACGGAGAAGAAGCUGCGCAAGCCCAGCGCUAGUGUCUUUGAGGCGGCUCGUCACACCAUCGCCUCCACGGUGAGGAUGACGCAAACGGCGCUGGAAAAGAAGCAGGCCCAGACGCAGGGCGACAAGCUGAACCAGAUAAAGGCGCUCAGGAGGCAUCACUCCCGCUCGGUGAACGUGAACAGCAACAGCGAGCAGGAUUCGAAUCUGAGGCAUACGAGAGCACGUUCCCAGCCAUUCCGUAACAACAACAAUGGCGUUAUGGCCACGACCCUGAAGCCGGGACAACCCACUUCAUCCUGCUUACCAGCGAACACCGCGGCAGCGACUUUGGCCAAUAAUCUGAACAACAACAAUGGUGGCGGUGUCGGGAGCAGUAACAGCAACACCCCCAAUAACAACAACAACAACAACAAUAAUAAUAUAAGCAACUCGUUGAAUAACUAUAACAACAACAACAAUACCACUAACAUUUUGGCCAAUUCGGGAAGCAGUCGCACCCGAAGCCUGGCCAUUUACAGCAAGAGAAUGGAACUGAAGCAUCUGCGCAAGGCGGAACAGCAGCAGCAGCAGGUGCAGGAUCAGCCGAUCCUUCCGAUGGAGAAGCAGCUUCUUAAAACCUAUGCCACGAUCAACGAGAGCAAGAUCCCUGUGGUGUCGAGUGGUGGUGCCGGCAGUUCGGCCACAAUACCACCCACGCGGGGCAGUGCGGCCCGCACGUCGCAUCACCACAUGACGCUGCGGGGGCGAUCUCGGAUUCGGUACCAACGGCCCAAUGCCGGAGAACAGGCACCGGCGGCGGCCCAAAGCCAACCGUGCACGGUGGCGACAGCUCGGUACUAUCGCGAUGUCUCGGCCAUACCCACGGCCUUGGGUAGUGGGUCUGGUAUCGCCUCCUCCGUCUCCGCCUCGGCCGCCUCCUCCUCUAGCCAUAACUUUAACAUAGCCACACGCUCCGCAUCCGCCACGCUCGAUCUGAACUCGAAUCCGUUGCAGAAAACCAAGUUAACCAGCCUGAACAAUAAUUCAACUUCCACUCCUACCCCCCCUCCCACUUCCAAUCCUCCAGAUUCAAGCCGUCUUAGUGGACGAGGCAGCGCCGAACUCCAAGCUAUCAUCGAGCACGGCAUUAUCGGAGCAGCGGCCAAACGAAACAAGCGCUCCCUGAGCUCCACGCGCCUCGACGAGUACAACACCAAGCUGCUGAGGAAGCAGCAUGUGGCAACCGGUACCGGUGGUACGGCAGCAUCUGGAACAGCGCUCCCCUGCCCCAGCACAACCAACAACAAUUGCAAGUAUAGCGGUGGCUGCCACAGCAACGGCGGCAGCUUCAAGCUUUCCCGGCGCGUCUUCGGCGAAUCUGGAUCCUCGGCAUCGACGUCCGCUUCCAAUUCGGGGAUUCCCACGCCAACGGCACCCCCCUCGGCUCCAGCAUCAGCAGUUACCGCCCACUGGCAUCAUAACAUCACCCGAGGAGCGGCGAAUCGUAUGUCCAGCGAUAGGGACCGCGACCGGGAUCGGGAGAAGGAGCGCCAGGAGCAGCAGCAGCUGAAGCUGCGGAAGAAGAUCAGCUACUGAGCAGCUAUCCAGUUGUUGCCUUACCUCCAGUUAUGUUAGUUACUCCGACUAGUAAAUUGUAUGC